AUGAUCCUGAAGCACCUGGCGAACGGGAUGUCCGCCGCCCGUUCGCCGGUGUGUCGUUUCUGCCCCAAUCGAGGGGGCGCGCUCAAGCGUUGCACGGACGGGAGCUGGGGCCACAUUCUUUGCGCCUUCUGGAUCCCGGAGUGUUGCUUCUUACAUCCACAAAAAAUGGAGCCGAUCGGAAGCAUCAACAGACGGGGGCAGGCCGGCGGGGUAGAACAAUUCCUGCCAAGCUUUCGCUCUAGAAAAUGCCACGUUUGUGGGACUAGCGGAGGAUCGGCCAUCCGUUGCCACAGCGCUUCGUGUAAGUUCCAUCUCCAUCCCAUGUGCGGGAGCAAGGCCGGGAGCGUCUACAUGGAAAUUGAGACCACGAUGAAAAGAGGUGUCGACGGCACAGAACAUGAGAGCGUGAACCUCGUAGCAAAGUGUCCCAGGCACAACAAGAGCAAGGUUUACGGCAGAGCUGGCAAGGGCCGUUCUGCGGUCGCCUCGGCUGCCGACCCCUUGUCGGUGAUGGGUAAGACAAUCGAGAUCACAGACCCGGAGCGGGAUGGGGCUGUCGCGCUGGUGGGGAAAGUGACGUGGUUCGACCCCAAUCGGUCGAGAUACUGCAUCGUCACGUCUCGUCGAGUCGGUGGUGACGGCGAUAGCUGCGACAGUGGAGAACCGAAGGAAGGCCGUACACACUGGAUUGCGGCGAAGAAGCUAGUCGAAGCCAAGGCCGUGGGCCUCCACAAAAACGGGAAAAAUUUCGCGCUAGAACCGCUGCCUUCGUGGGAAAAACAUAGAACGGAGACGGAUAAGGAGAGUGGGUGCCAAGGCAGUGAUGUAAAAGUGGAACAGGAGGAACAUGAGAAAGUAGCACAAGACAGCAGCGGGCUGACGGCGGAGGAGCGAGGCGAGAAUAAGGAGGCCAACAGCAAGGAUGCUGUAGGCUUGGAGGAGACGAAAACAGAAAUGGAACAUGGGGGAAGAACCACGGUCGGCAAGCGCCGAAGGCCGGACCUAACAGAUCCAUCGAUGCCAUCAGAUGAGUCUCCGGCCAAACGCACGGCUCGCGUCAGAUUACAGUCGCGACAAGCACAGGCGUCCCAAGGGCUAGACUCGCACAACCUGCAGCCCGAAGCAGAAUCCUCGCUCUCGCCGCGCUUACAAGGUGAAGGGUCGCAGUCUUCCGCGGUGUUGGGGUUUGGACCAACGUCCGAAAUCGGGGACGCAGGGUCUUGUGCCGAAAUGGAGGGAAGGAGCAUGGCUGCACGCCAUCCAAUUCAGGAGCCAAGUCGGCUGUUACCCUCUGUCCAUCUUGCAGAACAACCCGACCCGUUUUCCAGGUACCCGAUACGAGGCAGACUGAGGCGCCCAACAACCCCUGUCCCCGACCCCAAAGAGCCACAAGCGCUCGAGGACGUUCCCCGGACCAAGAGGCAACGGCGAGGGGAGGAUCCAGAGCACAGAGUUGCCGUUGCAGCGGACGCCGGUUCAGGUCCUUCGUCCAGCAUAGGGCCCGGAGAUGCCGUUGUCGCCGGCGCUUGCGAUGAACCAACCCCGGGAAAUAGCGACGGUGCGCAAUCCCGCUUAAUUCCGCAAGCACGACCCUCCAUGGAAGUACGGACAGUGAGUGCAGCGGAAGCCGAGCAGCGUGAAGGUCGCUCAGUUUAUGUCCUUGAGCCCGGCUGGCCCCACGGAAUGCAGUUGCUCGCGCACGUUCCUGUAAUGCGCGUUCGGACCGUUCUUGUGCCUGGUGGCGGGGAGGCCACGUAUUAUGCCAGCGCCUAUGCCAGCGCAGAGAGUGUCAUCGGUAACAUGCGAUCUGCACCUCGGUCCACGUUCCAGUUUGAAGAGUUAGGAGAACUGGGUUUGACCGAUCGCGUCAAAGAGAGACCGGCGCAACGGGGAACUAUGGCCGAAGUCCUUGACGAGCACCCGGAACGAUCUUGUGAGCCUGACGGAACAAGCAAGGGACGGGAAUGUGACAGCAGCGCACAGGGUGAUUCGGGCAACUUCUCCCCCUCGCGGGUAGCAAGGCUGGGUGAAUUGCAUAAACAACAAGCGACGGAACGCGAAGAGCCACCGGUAGACAAGGCAAGCAGUGUGCCAGCCGAUAAUGACGAGGAGGAGGAAGAGGAGGACGGAGAAAUCACUUCCCUGUUCGAUGUACGAGCAGGCGCCAUGCCCCUUUGCCCAAGCAGUGGCAAAACCAUCGAUGAUGACGGUGUGGAAAUGACACCGGGUAUAGGCGGCCUUGUGGCGGAGGAGGAAUCGGGGAGUAAACGAUUGCUCGCUCAUGAUGUGCACCACAGCAGCCAAUCGAACACGACUGAUAACAGCAAUAACGCUACCAAAGCAACAGACGUGGAAGAGAUGGAAGUUUCGAGCGAUGGUGGAUCGUACUGCGGCUUUGAAAUAGCGGAGGCUGCGUCGCCAUGUAUCUCCGACGACGAAGACGACGCACGUUGGGGAAGGUCUGAUUAUCGUGGAGAUGCUAACGGGACCACGAGUGCGAUUCCUGCGUCGUCUUCGAGCCAAGUGGGCACUGCUGCCAACCUGCAGGAAAGGCUGUCAGAACUGGCUGAUUGUGUGGAGGAUUCGAAAUCUGCUGCCGAUGCUGUCUCAAAAGACACAAACCCUGCUGACGAUCCGUCUAUUGGUUCCGCGGCAACGGUCGAGCAGGCGCUGCCUGACACGUGUGAAGACGGUAAUACGUCGAGGCAUCGACAAGAGGGGUCUACGGUGGAAAGGGACCCGGAGAUAACUCUAAAGCCACCGCCCGCGCCGCAGCAGACAGGCGUGACCUUGGCCCUCCGUGCCAUCGUUCGAGAGCAGCUCCAGGGCGUCCUGCGAUCGGCCAGCAAGGGUGAGGAGGCGGCGCUUGCGAACGGAAACGGAGAUGAGGUGAUUGAAAAAAUUGCGACGGGUGCCGAGGAGGAGUUGUUCGGCCGCCUCUACAAGGACAGCACGGGUGGGCGGGAGUAUAAGGCCAAAUACAAGCAGUUGCUGCUCUCGCUGGGGAACGUCCGGAAUGACCGCCUGGUUGCAUCCGUGCUCGCUGGCAAUACAACUCCGGUUGAUUUGGCCACAAAGGAUGCGGUGGGUCUUCUGAAUUCACUCAGCUCCAGCCUCAACUGUCUUGCGAUCCCCCUGGCCGGUCGGCACCGGCAAAACUUCCAACCUAGCUCUCCGGCCGGGAAUGGCCGCAAAGGGAGCGGUAAACGCCGCGGCAAGAUGAUGUUGCUAUGAAGUCGUUUUGAUAUUCCAACGCGCGAUGAGUUUCGUAGCCGUCGCCUGUGUGGGCGUAUAGCAGGAAGUGGAGAAGAGCCUGCGAGAAAUUUGAGUCGUCACACAGGUGGCCAGUGGGCACCGUUGUACGGGGGCGUUGAGGAACCUCCGGCCAACGAGUGGUUGUUA
This is a messenger RNA of Ectocarpus sp. CCAP 1310/34, 3402 nucleotides long. Lineage: Eukaryota; Phaeophyceae; Ectocarpales; Ectocarpaceae. The record is from the annotation of a GenBank genome assembly.